AUGGCCCGCAUAACGCAGUUGGCCGUCUUCCUUACGCUUUCCCUUUUCAACAUCUUUGGCGCACAGCUAGCCCUUGCCGCGGAGAAUGGUCCCGGCUCGGCUUCCAUCUUGACCUCCGAGGUCGGUCGCCUCAACAACGAAAGCUUGUUUUGGGGCCCCUAUAAGUCGAACCUGUACUUCGGCGUCCGCAACAGGUCUCCCAAGAGUCUGUGGACUGGAUUGAUGUGGUCCAGAGUUGAUAACUACCAAGACGUUCAGCAAGGUUUCCGCUACACAUGCGAACAACAUGAAGGUCUCCAUGGCUAUGGAUGGGACGAGUAUGAUGCCCGAAAGGGAGGUAUCCAGUCUAUUCAUGAUGAAGGCAACCAGAUCGACAUCACCACGUCGUUUGUCAAGGUCCCUGGUGGGGCCAACGGCGGCAGCUGGGCCGCAAGAAUCAAAGGUGUUCCGAGAGAGGGUGCACCCGCCGACUUGAAGACCAUGAUCCACUACUACAUUGCCGAAGACAACAGCGAAGCAGAGCUUGCCUUUUCAGGCGAGAACGACCCCACUGGCUUUGAAGGCGAUGUCGCAUUCGAGGGUUCUUCUAAGGAGCUUGGCAAGUACAAGCUGGUGAUCACCAAGGGAGAGGGCAAGCACCCUUCCAGUAGUCACGAUUUGGCCGACAGAAGACACCUGGACCGCACGACGGUACGGUCUCUGAAUGUUCCCGAGGAGCAUCAGUGGCAGGGCAAGGGCGUUGUCUUCAACCUGAUCCAGGAGAGUGUCAAGUUUGUCCAGGAGAACUACGAUACGAAUGAGCCGCCCCCGGCAUACCUCACCUACCAGGUCGAGAACAAGCCCGGAGAAGGCAACACGCACGUCGUCCAAAAGAUGUUUGAAGGGGCAUUCGAGUUUGAUGUCAUCUUUUCGUCUGCCUCUGCUGGCCCCGAGCUCACGAGCGCGGAUGUGACGCGCGAGAUCAAGUCGGUCACCGAAUUCUUUGGAGAGCGCUUCUCUUCGAUCUUCAGCCUGAAGGCUCCGUUCACUGCCGACAAGUACAAGAAGUUCGCCAAGAGCAUGUUCUCUAACCUGCUCGGUGGCAUCGGCUACUUCCAUGGUUCUCAGCUGAUCGAUCGUUCUUACGCGCCCGAGUAUGACGAGGAGAAUGAAGGUUUCUGGGAAGAGACGGCUGCUGCGCGUGCGCGCAAGCAGCAGGAGUUGGAGGGCCCUUAUGAACUCUUCACGGCCGUCCCUUCUCGUCCUUUCUUCCCUCGAGGAUUUCUCUGGGACGAGGGUUAUCACCUCAUUCCCAUCGCCGAUUGGGACAUUGAUUUGACUUUAGACAUCGUGAAGAGCUGGUUCAACACCAUGGACGAAGACGGAUGGAUUCCUCGCGAGCAGAUUCUCGGUCUUGAGGCACGCAGCAAGGUGCCCGAGGAGUUCCAGGUUCAGUAUCCGCAUUACGCCAACCCUCCCACUCUUUUCCUCAUCAUCGAAGGCUUCAUGGAGAGGCUCCGUAAGACCAACGGCAGUCAACCCGCCGAAAAGGAGCACCUUGGUCCUCAGGCUUCCCUUCAGACUGCCCACCUGGACAACGUCGAGCUCGGGGAGGAGUUCCUCCGGAGGCUGUACCCGUUCGUUCGCGCGCAGUACGACUGGUUCCGCAAAACCCAGCGAGGAGACCUGAAGACCUACGACCGCGACGCGUUCUCAAACAAGGAGGGCUAUAGAUGGCGCGGCCGCACCGAGACCCACAUCCUCACCAGCGGUCUUGAUGACUACCCUCGCCCUCAACCCCCUCACCCCGGUGAACUCCACGUCGAUCUUAUGUCCUGGGUUGGACUAAUGACCAAGUCGCUAAUGAAUAUUGCCGACGCUUUGGGCAUGGCGGAGCAGGUUGACGAGUUCAAGACUACCCUGAAUGCCAUCCGUCGCAACCUGAACGACCUCCACUGGUCUGAGAAGGAGGGCUGCUACUGCGAUGCCACGAUUGAUGCCUACGAGGAGAACGUUCUCGUCUGUCACAAGGGCUACAUCUCACUGUUCCCCUUCUUGGUCGGCCUCCUCGAGGUCGAUGACCCCAAGUUGGGCAAGCUUCUCGAUCUCCUCGGCGACGAGGAACACCUCUUCAGCCCCCACGGUCUGAGAAGUCUGAGCAAGCAGGACGAGUUCUACGGUACGGCCGAAAACUACUGGAGAAGCCCGGUGUGGAUGCCAAUCAACUACAUGGCCGUCUCCCAGCUGAGAAACGUCGCCUCCCAAGAUGGCCCUUACAGGGCCAAGGCCGCCGACCUCUUCACCCGCCUCCGCAAAAACCUUGUCGACACCGUGUACAACAGCUGGGAGAAGACUGGCUUCGCCUGGGAGCAGUACAACCCGGAGACGGGUGAGGGCCAGCGAACCCAGCACUUCACUGGCUGGACGAGCUUGGUCGUGAAGCUCAUGGCCAUGGAGGAGCCCAGCAAGGCCGGCGGCGGCCACGUCAAGGACGAGUUGUAG
Molecule: messenger RNA, 2481 nt
Organism: Colletotrichum orchidophilum
Lineage: Eukaryota; Fungi; Ascomycota; Sordariomycetes; Glomerellales; Glomerellaceae
Product: mannosyl oligosaccharide glucosidase
Exons: 3
Coding region: 1-2481 (826 amino acids)
Biological process (GO): oligosaccharide metabolic process; protein N-linked glycosylation
Cellular component (GO): endoplasmic reticulum membrane
Molecular function (GO): Glc3Man9GlcNAc2 oligosaccharide glucosidase activity
Source: RefSeq, a predicted model, not a curated record